CGCGCUCCCCGGUUUCACAACCCGCAGAGUAAAGUCCUCCCCGGCACAAUAUAAGCCACCGCGCGGUGACAUCCCCACACUGCCCAGGAUGGGGACCCGCUCGGGAGAGCUGCCCCAGCCCCAGGACGCCAGCCCAGCCCUCACCCCCUCUGGCCCCCAGCGUCCCCCUGGGGCGGGCAGGGUGAGCGCUGUCCCCAUCCCUGUCCCUCAGCCCCCCCGGGGCUGGCGGUGUGCCCGGCGCUCCCUCUUCAGCCGUGCCCUCCCCAGGGCCCCGCGGCGGACCCCAGCCCUCCCCCAGCCCGGCGGCAGUUCGACAUGCUGUACCGGAUCGAGGACGUGCCCCCCUGGUACCUCUGCAUCCUGCUGGGCUUCCAGCGGCACCAUCGCCGUGCCCUUCCUGCUGGCCGAGAGCCUGUGCGUGGGCAAGGACCAGCUGACGGUCAGCUACCUCAUCGGCACCAUCUUCACCUGCGUCGGCAUCACCACCCUCAUCCAGACCACCGUGGGCAUCAGGCUGCCGCUGUUCCAGGCGAGCGCGCUGGCCUUCCUGGUGCCCGCCAAGGCCAUCCUGGCGCUGGAGAAGUGGCGGUGCCCACCCGAAGAGCAGAUCUACGGCAACUGGGCGCUGCCGCUCAACACCUCCCACAUCUGGCAGCCCCGCAUGCGGGAGAUCCAGGGGGCCAUCGUGGUGUCCAGCCUGGUGGAGGUGCUCAUCGGGCUGCUGGGGCUGCCCGGCGCGCUGCUCAGCUACAUCGGGCCGCUCACCGUCACCCCCACCGUCUCCCUCAUCGGCCUCUCCGUCUUCCAGGCCGCCGGCGAGCGGGCCGGCUCGCACUGGGGCAUCGCCGCGCUGUACGGCACCGGGCCGGGCUCGUGGAUGGCUUUCAUGCCCUUGAGCCAAGGCCGCGGGUGGCACCGCCGAUCCCUGGCGUCCUCAGAGCCCUGUGCUCUCCGCAGGUCCAUCGUCCUCAUCGUGCUCUUUGCGCAGUACCUGCGGAAUGUCACCGUGCGCCUGCCCGGGUACCGCUGGGGCCGCGGCUUCGUCCUGCUGCGCGUGCAGAUCUUCAAGAUGUUUCCCAUCAUCCUGGCCAUCAUGGUGACGUGGCUGUUCUGCUACGUGCUGACUCGUGCCGGCGUCUUCCCCAGCCGCCCCGAGGAGUACGGCUACAAGGCCCGGACGGACGCGCGCGGGGAGAUCCUCUCGGUGGCCCCCUGGUUCCGUGUCCCCUACCCCUGUCAGUGGGGGCUGCCCACCGUGACCUCUGCAGCCGUGCUGGGCAUGUUCAGCGCCACGCUGGCCGGCAUCAUCGAGUCCAUCGGGGAUUACUACUCCUGCGCGCGGCUGUCAGGAGCGCCCGCGCCCCCGGUGCAUGCCAUCAACAGGGGCAUUUUUACGGAAGGCAUCUCCUGCAUCAUCGCGGGGCUGAUGGGAACCGGCAACGGCUCCACGUCCUCCAGCCCCAACAUCGGGGUGCUGGGCAUCACCAAGGUGGGGAGCAGGAGGGUGAUUCAGUACGGCGCCGGGAUCAUGAUCAUCCUGGGGACCAUCGGAAAGUUCACUGCACUGUUCGCCUCGCUGCCCGACCCCCUCCUCGGCGGGAUGUUCUGCACGCUGUUCGGCAUGAUCACGGCCGUCGGCCUCUCCAACCUGCAGUUCGUCGACAUGAACUCCUCCCGCAACCUCUUCGUGCUGGGCUUCUCCAUGUUCUUUGGGCUGACGCUGCCCAACUACCUGGAUGCCCACCCCAAGGCCAUUAACACAGGCAUCUCCGAGCUGGACCAGAUCCUGACGGUGCUGCUGACCACCGAGAUGUUCGUGGGGGGCUCCCUCGCCUUCAUCCUGGACAACACCAUCCCAGGGACGCGGGAGGAGCGGGGACUGGUGCAGUGGAAGGCGGGCGCGCACGCAGACAGCACGGCCUCGGCCGACCUGAGGAGCUACGACUUCCCCUUUGGGAUGAGCGCAGUGAGGAGGAGCCGCUGGCUGCGGCACGUACCCAUCUGCCCGCUCUUCACCGGCUUCGCCUGGCGGGCCAGGAAGAGCCACGCGGCGGAGGACGGCACGCAGGACGGCAUCGACGGGACGGCUGUGAGCACCAAGGUGUGACCGGGCGGCCGCGCAGGGGCUGAGCCGAGCGCUGGGCUCCCACCAGAGAGCACCGCCCGGGCCGCGGGCCCUCCGCUCCCAACACAGCGCUGGGGGAAGGCACUGCCUGUGGGAUGGCACCGGCUUGGUUUAGCAGCAUGCACCGCGCUGGGGCUGCCGUGACAGCAGCGCUCCCAGGCGCUGGCCUCAGCCCACGCUGCCUUGAGACGCGCUCAGAGCCCUGCUGCAGCUCGGCGGCUCCCACCGAAGCACCGGGAGCACCAGGGCCGGGGACUCUCGCACCGUGCCCCUGGCUUCAGCAGGGUUGCACGGCGGAUGCAGCUGGUGCUGUCCGGGGUCCAGCAUUCAGAGCGGUCCAUUUUAAGAUUACGCAUUAAAAAAAAUCCAAACCCGCA
Messenger RNA from Numida meleagris (helmeted guineafowl), 2502 nucleotides. It is a transcript of the gene SLC23A1, whose product is annotated as solute carrier family 23 member 1. Gene Ontology annotation, cellular component: membrane. Gene Ontology annotation, biological process: transmembrane transport. The coding region runs from base 89 to 2107 and encodes 672 amino acids. The transcript has 13 exons. Gene Ontology annotation, molecular function: transmembrane transporter activity. The record is from RefSeq and is a predicted model, not a curated record. Lineage: Eukaryota; Metazoa; Chordata; Aves; Galliformes; Numididae.